Molecule: messenger RNA, 3308 nt
Organism: Microtus oregoni (creeping vole)
Lineage: Eukaryota; Metazoa; Chordata; Mammalia; Rodentia; Cricetidae
Gene: Shox2
Product: short stature homeobox 2
Exons: 5
Coding region: 423-1418 (331 amino acids)
Biological process (GO): regulation of transcription by RNA polymerase II
Cellular component (GO): nucleus
Molecular function (GO): sequence-specific double-stranded DNA binding; DNA-binding transcription factor activity, RNA polymerase II-specific
Source: RefSeq, a predicted model, not a curated record
ACAAGGGGCCGCCUUUAGGAAGUAUAAAUAGUGAGACUUCAAGAGCUGCGUCGCUAUCAGAUCUGAACUCUCCGCAGGAAGAAUUGUCAAAGAUCUUAACAUUGAACACGCGCGCUCCGGCAGGGAAGCAUCAGUUCCCAUUUCCCUCUGGCGGCCCCCGCCCCUUCCCUCCUCCCCCCUGUCCCCCCUCUCCCCUCCUCCUCUUCGUCCUCCUCCUCCUCCUCUUACUUCUUUUUCUCCUUCUACUUCUCUUCUUUCUUCUCCUCUUUUUCUUCUUCCUCCUCCUCCCUCUCCUCCCCCACCCCCUGCCCCAUUGAUGUGUUAUUAUUGGGGGGGCUGGAGCAGUAAAAAAAGAAGGAGGAAAAAAAGAGCGGGGCUCGGCAGGGAGAGCUUGAGCGCGAGGCUGACCGGCAGCGGCCGCGAUGGAAGAACUUACAGCGUUCGUCUCCAAGUCUUUUGACCAGAAAGUGAAGGAGAAGAAAGAGGCCAUCACGUACCGGGAGGUGCUGGAGAGUGGGCCGCUGCGUGGGGCCAAGGAACCGGGCUGCAUCGAGCCGGGCCGCGACGACCGCAGCAGCCCGGCAGUCCGGGCGGCCGGCGGAGGCGGCGGCGCGGGAGGAGGCGGAGGCGGAGGCGGAGGAGGCGGAGGAGGUGCUGGAGGAGGAGGAGCAGGCGGAGGAGCUGGAGGAGGGCGCUCUCCCGUCCGGGAGCUGGACAUGGGAGCCGCGGAGCGGAGCAGGGAGCCGGGCAGCCCGCGGCUGACGGAUGUAUCCCCCGAACUGAAGGAUCGCAAAGACGAUGCGAAAGGGAUGGAGGACGAAGGCCAGACCAAAAUCAAGCAGAGGCGAAGUCGAACCAAUUUUACCCUGGAACAACUCAACGAGCUGGAGCGGCUUUUCGAUGAGACUCACUAUCCAGACGCUUUCAUGCGCGAGGAACUGAGCCAGCGACUGGGGCUUUCUGAAGCCCGAGUACAGGUCUGGUUUCAAAAUCGAAGAGCUAAGUGUAGAAAACAGGAGAAUCAGCUCCAUAAAGGUGUCCUUAUAGGGGCCGCUAGCCAGUUUGAAGCUUGUAGAGUUGCACCCUAUGUCAACGUAGGUGCUUUACGGAUGCCAUUCCAGCAGGAUAGUCAUUGCAACGUGACGCCCUUGUCCUUUCAGGUUCAGGCGCAGCUGCAGCUGGACAGCGCCGUGGCGCACGCGCACCACCACCUGCAUCCGCACCUGGCCGCGCACGCGCCUUACAUGAUGUUCCCGGCACCGCCCUUCGGACUGCCGCUGGCCACGCUGGCCGCGGACUCGGCCUCCGCCGCCUCGGUGGUGGCUGCUGCCGCCGCCGCCAAGACCACCAGCAAGAACUCCAGCAUCGCAGAUCUCAGACUAAAAGCUAAAAAGCACGCGGCCGCCCUGGGUCUGUGACGCCGACGCCGGCGCCACGGUCGCUGGAGCCUCCCGAGCGGCGCGACCCCGCACGCCCUCCCGCGAUCGGCUGCUUCUCCCGCACCCGCUUCGGACCGCCGAGGCCCGCCCCUUCCCCGCCGACCGCCUCCCGUUUCUUUCUGCUCCCUGGAUUCCUAGGGCCGGACUCUGCGUUGGACCCGGGAUCCCACGAGGGCCACCAGCCCAGGGGCUCUUGGGACUAAAAUUCGGCUUUGUAGGAGCGGGUUUGGAUGAGUCUGGCUAGAGCCUGGACAAAGGAGUGUGGGAACAGUGAGAAGUGGAUAGCGGCAAGACUGCGGCGAUGGACUCCUACAUUGAAAUAAAAUCGUGCUAACAACAAACGAGCAAAAACAAAAAAGAAUAGAGAACAAACUAGAGAGAAAAGGAGAAAGGGAGCUUGUUUCUUAUGGCUAUUUGGCUGGAAUUAGAAAGAGAACGACGAAGCAAAACAAGUCUAAAAAUUAUUUUGUACAUAAAAAUACGGAAAAAAAUAACCUGGAUGAAUCUUGAGAGAAAGGGGGGAGGGGUUUACCAACUAAAAUGUAUGUUUUUUUAAUGGUCCAAGAAAGCAAAACAGAAGGAAGAGGUAUACUUAUUUAAAAAAAAUUAACAUGAAAAAAAUGCGCAGCUGGGAAGUUCACAGGUUUUGAAGCUGACCUUUUUCUGCGAAGUUCACUUUAAUACGAGACAUUUGAUAAGAGAGGCGGGCCUCCUUUUACGUUGAAUCAGAUGCUUUGAGUUUAAAAACACCAUGUAUGGAAGAGCAAGAAGAGGGAAGACAGUGUGAAAACGAGGAGGAAAAAAAAAAGGACGUUAAUACAAAAAAAAAAAGUGAUGCCACAGACAAUGAUUCCUCUGAAAAAUUAUUAUGGCAGAACUGUCCAGACUGCUGACAGUAAAUUCUGGUUUGCAUGUUACUUGUAUUCCAUUGAUGGUGUCCCCUCCCCUCCCCACACUCAAUGUGCACUCUCUACACCUUCGUUCUCAGUGUGGAAAGCGUCUGGAUGUGGAUCCACAUCUAAUUUGUCCGGCCUUUAAUCCCAAGGGGCAAAGGGAAAAAGUCGGAAGGGAGUUACACACACUCUUGAGUCUUCCAAGAAGAUAGAGGCGGUUAGCAAAAUACAGGGAAAAGAAAAAGAGCAAAGGAAGCCAUGAAGGUAUACAGCCGUGCACCGUGCUAGACGCGUCGUCGGUUCCCUCCCGUUUUGUGAAUUCCCCUUGCUGGUUUCUUGAAGUCCUGUUUGAGGAUAAUGCUUUAUUUCCCCCCCUCUCUAUCCCGUCAAAUCCACCUUAAACGACACCCAGCUAGGUACAGACACUAGGUUUGUGUAUAAUAUGUUGAUAAACACGAACAAAGUUUAUUUUGGCUAUAAUGUGUGAACUAAUGGUUGACUUUCAGCAUUUGCAUUUUAUCUCACAAAGGUGUAUUCAUUCAAGUAAUCUUUUUAUUUGUUUCAAUUCAUGUAGCUAUUUAAACAGGGACACUUUGGGCUAAGCAACCUGUAGUCCAAAUUCUCUAGCAAGCCUGCCUAGGGCUUUUUUCCCCCCUUUUAAUUUACAAGAAAGAGGAAAAGCUCUUCUUACUGAACUUCGGUAUGCGUUUGAGCUUUGUAACUAUUUGUUCUCCAUGAAAACAAAAUUAUUUAUAUUUGCCAUAUUUUUUCUAGUGUAUUAAGUUAUUUUAAACAAAAGAUGCUGUUAUGAUGUGUUGUCAGUACAAAAUGUUUCGGCUCCACUUCUGUUAAACCAUUUAAAUAAGUGCCAAGUUAUUAACCGAAGACACUUUGCGAUCAAUUGAAUGAAAAUAGUAUUGUUUCAUUUGAUGGGGUUCGCGUCAUCUUUGUUCUUGUUACUAUUAAAAUAUCCGGG